GAAAUUUAAAAAUUGUGACAAUUUCUAUCUUUCAUUGAUAGUGGCUGAAGGUAUUCCUGAGAUGAUUUGCGCUCCUACCAGCAGCUCAGUUAACCAUCAAAAUAAUGCCGAAAUCAUGAAUUUAUCUGAAGGUGUGAAUGGUAGCGAUGGUAACAGAAGUGUUUCCGAAAAUGAUAUUGCAAAGCAACAACAAUCGUUGGAAUCUCGGGGCAAAAAGCGCAAGCGAGAAGUUGAUGAUGUAUGGCUGAGAAAAUUACAAGAGAAUCCUCUCACUCUAUCGACUGAAUUUGUUGGGAAACAAUUAGACUUACACAUCAAGAGAGUGUCCAAACUUCUAGAGGAUAAUAAAGUGUUUGUUAUUGGCAUAUGUGGAAUGGGAGGAGUGGGGAAAACUUUACUUGCAACUCUCGUGGAGAAUGAAGUAAAAAGGAAAGCAACUUUUAAGGAUGUGUUUUGGGUCACUGUUUCUCACAAUUAUAGCAUCUCAAAACUGCAACAUGAUAUAGCAAAAAUAAUAGGUGUGAAGCUUGAUGAAGAUGAUGAAAGAAUUAGAGCAGAAAAUUUGUCUUUGGCAUUGGAGAAAAAGGGAAAAUCAAUUCUUAUUUUGGAUGAUGUUUGGAAUUAUAUUGAUUUGCAGAAGGUGGGAAUUCAUCAAAAAGUGAAUGGCAUUAAAGUGAUUUUGACAACUCGGUUGAAACAUGUAUGUCACCAGAUGGAUUGUCAAACAAAUGGUAUAAUACAAAUGUUUCCUCUUGGUUGCCUCAAAGAAGUUGAAUCUGAAUCUGAAGUUGAUGAAGAUGAAGAUGAUGAAGAUUGGGAGUUGUUUAUGCUAAAACUUGGACAUGAUGAAACACCUAGGACACUUCCACAUGAAAUAGAAGAGAUUGCGAGAUGCAUUGUAGAGAGAUUUAAGGGUUUACCACUUGGAAUCAACGUGGCUAGAGCUAUGGAUGGGGUUGAUGAUAUUCAUCAAUGGAAACAUGCAUUAAGCAGACUUCAAAAAUUGGAAAUGAGGCAAGUGGUGGAAGAAGUCUUUAAGGUAUUAAAGUGUAGCUAUGAUAAUUUGAUGGAAAAAGACUUGCAGAACUGUUUUUUGUAUUGCGCAUUAUUUUCUAUUGAUGAUGAGGGUUGGAAGAUUAACAAAGAUGAGUUGAUCAUGAAGCUAGUUGACAAUGGACAAAUAAAUGAGAAUAUGUCUUUGGAAGAAAUAUUUGAUGAAGGGAAUACCAUAUUGAAUAAGCUUGAAUCCCAUUCUUUGAUUAGUUCUACUAAUAGUUCUUCGGUAUACACACAUCCCUUAGUGAGAAACAUGGCCUGUUAUAUCUUGAAAGAGUGUCAAAGGAAUGUUAUAGUAAAGUUGAAUAAGAGAUUGACCGAGAUACCUCUCUCACACAGAUGGGCAACUGAUUUAGAGUUGGUUCAUAUGCGGGAUUAUGACAUAGAAGAAAUCCCAAAAGGCAUGUCACCUAAUUGUCCGAAGUUGUUCACCUUGAUUUUAAAUGAAUUGUCCAUUAGUCGUGUUCUAGAGAGUUUUUUUAUUUAUAUGAAUAAUCUAUCAAUACUGGAUUUAUCAUAUAAUGAAGACCUAGAAUCUUUGCCAGACUCCAUCACUAAGUUGAGGUCUCUUGUUUCUUUAAUACUAAAAGGAUGUGAUUCACUGAAACAUGUGCCCCCAUUGGGAGAAUUACAGACAUUGUCAAGAUUGGUCAUUUCAAACACUUCUAUUGGAGAAGUUCAAGGCUUGGAAAAACUAAUAAAAUUGAAGUGGCUUGAUCUAUCAUGCAAUAAGAGAUUGAAUUUGGAAUUAGGGUCUUUGUCCAAUUUGACCAAAAUGCAAUAUCUUGAUCUUCGAAAUACCUGUGCUAUGAUGGCGGUAAAAGAUGUUCAAGGAAUGAAUAUGCUGGAAUGUUUUGGAGGCACCUUUGACUGCAAAGAUUACGACCGUUAUAGGAAAACAAAGCUUGAGCUCAAAGCAUAUCAUCUCACUUUCGCAAAUGUAUGUGGUCAAGAAAUAAGGAUGGAUGAUUAUGUUGAUUUGAAAAAAUUUGACAGUGAUCCUAGCACCAAGACAAUACAAUUUGGAGAUUGUAAAAAUUUGGGCCACAAACUGCCUAAAGACCUUACAUGUCUGCAUAUACUUAAAAAUAUUCACUGGGUUCGCCUAUGUGAUGCUCUCUCAUUUAACAAUUCUUUGAAGAUGAUUGACAUUAUCAGUUGCCGACAACUUGAGAGCUUGUUUUGUUCAUCCGGUUCUUGUUCCUUUUGCACCAAUAUUCACAAGCUGGAAGUUUUGGAACUUCAAAGAUUGGAAAGUUUAACUGUUGUCUAUAAAGUUGUUGACCAAUCUUUGUCACGGAGUGGCAUAUUCUCUUGUUUGAAAUAUUUUAACAUUUCCAAAUGUAAUCUGAUAGAGACCUUGCUGACACCACCAUUAGUUCAAGGACUUCGAAAUCUGGAGGAAAUGUCUGUAUGCUAUUGUAAAUCAAUGAAAGAGAUAUUUUCAGUGAGCAACUGUGAUGACGAAGACAGUACUUCAAGCAUUGCACUUCCCAAGUUGACCAAAUUAUUGUUGUGGGAUUUACCACAAUUGAAGAUCGUGUGCAAAGGCAGUAUACGCUGUGGAACUUCUCUACCGAAACUGGUUAUUAACCUAUGUCCGAGAUUAGAUAAACAACAUCCUACAAUAGAAAUCCAAGAUGUUCAAAUUCGAAAUUUUUGA
Molecule: messenger RNA, 2719 nt
Organism: Medicago truncatula (barrel medic)
Lineage: Eukaryota; Viridiplantae; Streptophyta; Magnoliopsida; Fabales; Fabaceae
Product: probable disease resistance protein At1g61300
Exons: 3
Coding region: 62-2719 (885 amino acids)
Molecular function (GO): ATP hydrolysis activity; ADP binding
Source: RefSeq, a predicted model, not a curated record